This is a messenger RNA of Arachis stenosperma, 520 nucleotides long. Its product is annotated as NADH dehydrogenase [ubiquinone] 1 alpha subcomplex subunit 1. Lineage: Eukaryota; Viridiplantae; Streptophyta; Magnoliopsida; Fabales; Fabaceae. The transcript has 3 exons. The record is from RefSeq and is a predicted model, not a curated record. The coding region runs from base 79 to 276 and encodes 65 amino acids.
AGAAAAAGAAAAAGAAGCAAGCAAGCAAGCAAGAAAGAGAAGAGAAGAGAGGGGGAGAGAGAAGAGAGAAGUGUGAAAAUGAAUUUGCGAUGGAUGGAAGCGAUGCUGCCACUGGGGAUCAUAGCGGGAAUGCUCUGCGCCAUGGGUGGCAUUCAGUACACCAUUCACAAAGCCGCUCACGGCAGACCUAAGCACAUUGGGAACGAUAUGUGGGACGUCGCCAUGGAACGGAGGGACAAGAAGCUCAUGGAGCAAGCCUCCGCUUCUUCCAAUUGAUCGCCACCUGUUUGUUUAAUCAAUGUGUUGCGAGGGGAAUAAAUUGCUUACCUGGAGUUCCAGUUGUGUUCUGAGGAAGCGAGGUGAAUCACUACUACAAAAUUUCUCUCACUUUUCUUGUAUGCUAUCCAAUGUAAGCUUUAUAAAGAUACCAUCAAGUUACUUUCUCAAAGCAAUAGGCAUUUGAAAGCUAGUUUGAGAUAUUUGUUCCCUUUUAAGCUUUAGAACUUUUUUAUUUCGCUUA